UUGAGAAUUUUCAGAUUGUUUUGGUGCAAGUUAAUAGAACAAUUUCCGCGUAGAAGAAGAAGCAGCUUAUUGAUUAAGAAAGUCUCCAAAUUUACGUACUUCCAACGGUCAAACAUCCCUAUCUAUCUGUCUGUCUGUCUAUAUCUUCACAAUCCUCCGUCUGUCUUCAUCCAACUUCUUUUUUCUCCGCCAAGACUCGUACAGGUUUCGAAGCUCAAGUCAGAGCAACAAUAAGCUAGCGUUUUACGCGUUUCACGUACCUAAUCUCUAGGGCUUAUACGUUACGACUCCAUUUUUUCAUUUUCUUUUUCGCUGAUCAGACACUCAGACAGAAGGUACUCCUAAAUCUCUCUUCGGGCUGUUUUUGAUUGUAAAUCUGUUGAAUUUGGAGUAGCUUUCGGAAUCAGAUCUAACUAAACUUUCCUUCCAUCGAUUUUGAGAACAACUAUUUCAGUUCAAAUUCUUCACCCUUUUUGCAUUGAAAAGAAAAAGACGCCCGUAUCAAAUUGUGAAGUUAAGUGAUUGAUUGAUAGGGAUAGAUAUAGGAUAGGGAAAUUGAACAUCCAUGGAUAACUACAAUUCUUCAUCUUCAUACCCAUAUAAUAACCAUGGUUAUGGUGGAUACCCUCCUGCUCCAUACUCACCAUCUCCAUAUCCUCCCUCCCCAAAUCAUCCCUACCCACCUGCCAAUUCUCCUUCUCCUUACUUGUCAUCUCCAUAUCCUCCUCCCACAAAUCAACCUUAUCCACCAACUUAUAGUCCUGCUCCAUACCCUUAUUACCAGAAUACCAUACAUACUGGCCCUACAAGCUAUGGAUACCCAGCACCAGCACCAGCUCCUCUUCCAAAUCCACAUUCAGUCUCACACCCAUCAGAGUAUACCUAUUCUUCUCCAUCGCAUUCCGAUCAAUAUCCCAAUCCAUCAGUUUAUACUGGGAUUCAGGCCUCCUCCUCCCCUUCUGCACCCCCAUUUUAUCAGCAACAAGGCAGCUUCCAUCUUUUAACGCCAAACCAUCAUACUCAACCUUCCAUUUCUUCACCCAUGUCAUCGCAAAGCAGUUUUAAUAACCAUUCUAUGUCAAGUAGCUUCCAUAUGCACCAUAGAGAAGAUAGUGCAUCAUCUCUGGAAUAUGGGCACUAUCGCCAAGAUAGCGCAUCAUCAGUUUUAGGUGAACAACAUCAUAUGGGUGCUGAUACUGCUAGUCAUAUUUCCCACAAUAGACCUUCACUUUAUCCACAAAUAGAUGACUUUAGUAAGUUACAUAUAGCAGAAGCAGCAGCAAGUGCUCCAUUACUGCAAAGUACAAGUUCAAGGUAUGAAACCCCACCUUUGAAUUCUUGGGAGGCAGGCCACUCUGGUCCAGUCCCUCAUCCCUCUGUUUAUCCAGCGUUAACCCAUUCAAACACAUUUCCUGAUUCAUCACAUGGCCAGAAUAUGCAAAUUGUGCCAGUUGGUCAGUGUUCCUCAAGAAUCCUACUCUUACAUGGCUACCUAGAUAUUUGGGUGUUUGAGGCCAAAAAUCUUCCAAAUAUGGACAUGUUUCACAAAACUUUAGGUGACAUUUUCAACAAAUUACCUGUUAAUAUCAGCAACAAAAUUGAAGGGAAAGUGUCUCAUACAAUCACGAGUGAUCCAUAUGUCUCUAUUACAAUAACAAGUGCUGUGAUUGGUAGAACUUUUGUGAUCAGCAACAGUGAAAAUCCGGUUUGGAAGCAACACUUCUACGUUCCUGUAGCUCAUAAUGCUUCGGACGUGCAGUUCAUUGUGAAGGAUAGUGAUGUUGUCGGGUCUCAGCUUAUAGGAGUCGUAUCAAUUCCCAUAGAGAAGAUAGUUUCUGGAAACAAAAUUGAAGGAAGUUUUCCGAUUCUUAACAAUAGUGGAAAACCUUGCAAACCGGGAGCUUCUUUGAGUAUCUCCAUCCAAUAUGCACCACUCGAGCGAUUAAAAAUUCAUCAUCUUGGAGUUGGACCAGGUCCUUACUCAGGCGUUGCUGGCACGUAUUUUCCUCUCAGAAAAGGCGGAAAGGUCACUUUAUAUCAAGAUGCUCAUGUUCCUGAUGGUUGCCUACCGCUACUGAAACUUGGAAAUGGAAUGCAAUAUGUACACGGGAAGUGCUGGCAUGACAUCUUUAUUGCUAUAAGUCAGGCCAAAAGGUUGAUCUAUAUCACUGGUUGGUCCAUAUGGCACAAAGUUAAGCUGGUUCGAGAUGGCAGUGAUGUAUCCAAAUACACUUUGGGUGAUAUUCUAAGGAGGAAAUCCCAGGAAGGAGUUAGAGUGCUGCUUCUUAUUUGGGAUGACCCCACUUCGAGGAGCAUACUGGGAUACAAAACAGAUGGGGUAAUGGCAACACAUGAUGAAGAAACACGCCGGUUUUUCAAGGACUCUUCAGUUAAAGUACUGCUUUGUCCACGCAUAGCUGGGAAGAGGCACAGCUGGGUGAAGCAGCAGGAAGUUGGAACAAUCUACACUCAUCACCAGAAAACAGUGAUUGUUGAUACUGACGCUGAUAAUUAUAGAAGAAGAAUAAUGGCUUUUGUUGGGGGACUUGAUUUAUGUGAUGGUCGAUAUGAUACACCCCACCAUCCUAUAUUUAGUUCUCUGCAGACAGUGCAUAAGGAUGAUUAUCAUAAUCCUACCUACUCGGGGAGUGUAAUUGGAUGUCCAAGAGAACCAUGGCAUGACUUGCACAGCAAAAUUGAUGGUCCAGCAGCUUAUGAUGUUCUGACAAACUUUGAGCAACGCUGGUUAAAGGCUUCUACACCUCGUGGUUUAAAAAAAUUGAAAAAGUCUGAAGAUGAUGCUUUACUCAAAAUUGAAAGAAUGCCUGAGAUUUUGGGGGUAUUAGAAGCUCCAUGCUUAGCUGAGGACCAUCCAGAAAGUUGGCAUGUUCAGAUAUUUCGUUCCAUUGAUUCAAACUCUGUUAAAGGUUUCCCCAAGGAUCCCAAAGAUGCUACUAAUCAGAACUUGGUAUGUGGGAAGAAUGUCCUCAUUGAUAUGAGCAUACAUACAGCAUAUGUAAAGGCUAUUCGUUCAGCACAACGAUUCAUCUAUAUUGAGAACCAAUAUUUCUUAGGGUCUUCGUACAACUGGAAUUCAAACAAAGAAUUAGGCGCAAACAACCUGAUUCCCAUGGAAAUUGCUUUAAAGAUUGCUGAGAAAAUUAGAGAAAAUCAAAGGUUUGCAGUUUAUAUCAUUGUUCCCAUGUGGCCAGAAGGCAAUCCUAAUGGUGCUGCCACACAAAGAAUUCUAUUUUGGCAGCAUAAGACAAUGCAAAUGAUGUAUGAGAUCAUUUACAAAGCUUUAUUAGAAGCUGGCCUUGAGGAUGUCCAUGAUCCGCAAGACUUUUUGAACUUCUUCUGCCUCGGAAACCGUGAAGCAGCUGAUAGCAGUUAUACACCUCCUAUCAUCGAUAACCCUAAUGCAGCAAAUAAUACUCCACAGGCACUCAGCCAGAAGAGCCGGAGGUUUAUGAUCUAUGUCCACUCAAAAGGAAUGAUAGUGGAUGAUGAAUAUGUAAUAAUUGGAUCAGCGAACAUCAAUCAACGAUCCAUGGAAGGCACUAGAGAUACAGAAAUUGCAAUGGGUGCCUACCAACCUCAACACACCUCGGCAAAAGAACCUCCUUCCCCUCGAGGACAGGUAUAUGGAUAUAGGAUGUCACUGAUGGCGGAGCAUCUGGGAUUGGUGGAGGAUUGCUUUGCAGAACCGGAGAGUGUAAAAUGCGUUCACAGGAUCAGGCAACUUAGCGAGAUGAACUGGAGACAGUUUUCAGACGAGAGAGUGACAGAGAUGAGGGGACACCUCAUGAAAUACCCAGUCGAAGUGAGUAGAAGUGGCAAGGUCACUUCCCUUCCCGGCCAUGAAAACUUUCCAGACGUGGGAGGAAAAAUCAUUGGAUCCUUUCUAGCCAUUCAAGAAAACUUAACUAUAUAAUCACUCACACCUCAAAACCUGCAAAUAAAUUUAAACUUCUCCUAUUUUCUUUUUCUUUUAUUUUCUCCCUUAUGGUUUCUGAUGAGUUUGUCCGCUUAACCAUAUUUGUUUUAUUGUUUCAUAUCUUUUGUAAUUGUUCCUGUCAAUAUUUUUGAGUAUAUACACUGUUUGAUAGGAGGAGGAUAAAAUAGCAGUUAUACAUCAACUUUGGUGUUUGUGCAUACACUGUCAUAUUGUUUAUGAUAAAAUUAUGUUUU
Impatiens glandulifera is the source of this 4191-nucleotide messenger RNA. RefSeq names its product phospholipase D gamma 1-like. Gene Ontology annotation, biological process: phospholipid catabolic process. NCBI's taxonomy places the organism in Eukaryota, Viridiplantae, Streptophyta, Magnoliopsida, Ericales, Balsaminaceae. Gene Ontology annotation, cellular component: plasma membrane. Gene Ontology annotation, molecular function: D-type glycerophospholipase activity. The coding region runs from base 566 to 3934 and encodes 1122 amino acids. The transcript has 10 exons. The record is from RefSeq and is a predicted model, not a curated record.